GUAACCCCGACAACCGCGUCAUCGAGCGACGAGCGCUAUGCGCGACUCAUUGCUGACUUCAUUCAGUUGAGUGCGCAAGAGUGCAAUCAGUGGUUGUGUUGUGGUCUGUGGAUUAAAAUUUUUGCAUAUACAAUGUUGUUCCGUUGGCAUGUAAUGCUUUGUGCGUUAGUUUUACUUUCUAUUCUCGAUGUGAAAUCAGUUAAUGGCAAGAGAGGUUUUGGAGGCAGUCAUAGCUAUCCGAGAUCGGGUGGACUCUCAGGCGGGGGCAGUCAUAGCUAUCCAAAAUCAGGCGGACUGUCGGGCGGCGGUCACGGAUACUCGUCAUCCGGUUCACACGGAUAUCCUAGUUCAGGAGGAUUGUCUGGUGGCAGUCAUGGCUACCCUUCAUCGGGAGGUAAUCAGCGGUAUCCUUCAUCGGGAGGUAGUCACGCUUACCCUUCGCCUGGCGGCAGUCAUGGAUAUCCCGCAUCUGGUGGAUUAUCCGGCAACAGUCAUGGGUCGGCAAAUAAACAUCCUUCAGGCGGUACUCAUACUACACAUAUUUAUAACAAUUAUCACUACAGUCCACCGCAACAGAUUAGAUACACUCCAGUCGGGGGUGGAGCUCCUAUGACUUACCCUGUGUACCGAGGCACGCCGCCGACCUACGUGUAUCAAAUCAAGGACUCAGGAAGCAAAUACGGCACAUUAUUAACUGGUCUCGCUCUGUUGAAUCUCGGAACUCUUGCGGGCACUGCAUACGCGAUCAGCCACAGCGGCAGUGGCAGCCACGGAGGCAGCUCUGGACAAUAUAAACCGCAAGCCGGCGAGGUAUGCAAGUUUGGCAUCAAAAAAGACAAUGGUGAUUAUGAAGAGACCAAAAUAAAUUGCGAAUUAAUAUCUAGUUUUAUAUUGCAAGAGGAGGCAAAAGCACAGAAUAACGCGACUAAUACAAGCAUCAUUACAACAACAGUCACAAAUGUAACCACAGUAAAUAUGACAAAUGGUGUGCCGGAAUCAGCUGCUACAACACAAGCCCCUGCAAUUGGUAAUCCUAUUUACAUGAUGUUGCCUAAUGGUACAUUGGUGCCUAUUAAUGCUACUGUUGUAAAUCCAACUGCAAAUGUAACUGCCCCAGAAGCUAGUCCUAACAAUACUAUGUCAUCAUCAGUAACUGUUACAACAACUACAACAAACACAACUGUAACAAAUGCUUUGGAUGUGAAAGGAAAGCCAGUAGAUGUAACGCCUGGCAUGCAAUGUUUUGUAAUGAGAACCACACCUGUAUCUCGAAUGAAGAAAUCCAUACCUUGUGGUCUCCUACAGACUUAUGCAGAGAAGUCAAUAACAAAGAGUGCAGCUGGUCAAAAUGCACCAGCAUUUAUGAUGUUGGCAACUGUAGUCGCACUAAGUUUAUUAUAUUGAAGUACAUAGCCUAACUUAUAGUUUUGAUAUCUUUUAAGCUGUCUUGGAUUGUGUGUAUAAUGUGUUAAUAAUGUAGUGGUGAAUCCAGGAUUUUGAUUUUGCAAAUUCUUGAAUUAAAAAUAUUGUCAUAAUAAAAAAUAGAAUUGGAAAAUGCUGUACUCCCUUAAAGGAAGAAAGUAGUAUAAAAUCAAGUUUCAUUGAGAUGUAUCAGGAGUGAACCUACAUGAUUUUGGUGGGGAACUUGAGUCCCUUAGAUAAACAACCAUCCUCCACCUGGAUCUACCAUGUUCAUUAGCAGUUGAGUCAGAUGUACUUAUUGGUAUUUAUAUAAUAUGAGACUGGAUAUAAUUUUUAAUAUUUUUUUCCAAGAGUUUGCAGUUUUUUAGUUUAAACUCCUAAUUGUCAAUGUCAUUUUAAAUAUAAAACAAUAAGAGUCCAUGGUAAACAAAAUAUUUCUAUCAGUGUUAAAUACAUCAAGUGCAGCUUUUGAUAACCAUAUUAUAAAAGAUUUAUACACAUGUAACAAAUGAAUUCAUUUGUGUAAUUGGUUAUUAGUAAUAGUUAGUCCCUACAAUGUGAUACUAUGUGUCUAAAAAUUUGUUUAUUAAUUUUAUAUCUGUGAUUAGCGAAUCUAUAUAAUGUAUAGGGCUACUGAAAGGCUAUUUUGAAAUUGUACUGUGUUUGUCAAAUAAAUUUUUCUGUAAGA
Messenger RNA from Manduca sexta (tobacco hornworm), 2110 nucleotides. RefSeq lists its product as uncharacterized. The transcript has a single exon. Lineage: Eukaryota; Metazoa; Arthropoda; Insecta; Lepidoptera; Sphingidae. The annotation marks the transcript as partial. The record is from RefSeq and is a predicted model, not a curated record.